Verticillium nonalfalfae is the source of this 2235-nucleotide messenger RNA. RefSeq lists its product as uncharacterized. Bases 1 to 2235 code for a protein of 744 amino acids. Gene Ontology annotation, biological process: vesicle-mediated transport. Gene Ontology annotation, cellular component: cytosol; endocytic vesicle. Gene Ontology annotation, molecular function: guanyl-nucleotide exchange factor activity; small GTPase binding. The record is from RefSeq and is a predicted model, not a curated record. The transcript has 3 exons. NCBI's taxonomy places the organism in Eukaryota, Fungi, Ascomycota, Sordariomycetes, Glomerellales, Plectosphaerellaceae.
AUGGCGGCCAACGAACCUCCCAAGAGCUCUGUCGGCUCUCGACCGAGCCUAUUUCGAGCGACGUCUUCAACGCAAGGCGCCGGUGCUGCGAGCAAUGACCCUCUUCAGCCCCCGAGACGAGCCCAGACUUUCCACAACGGCGCUGCCGUCGUCGCGCCCCUGAGCAAGGCCCCCCCGCCUGCGGAAAUCGAACGACCCGAUGCAUUUGAAACCGGCCAGGACGCUGAUGAAGACGAGGACGAUGGAAUCGAUCCAGGAAGGGGAUCCGUGGACCUCGACGAUCUACCCAUCGAGCUCGUAAGCUUGACUGACAGCUUUGUCGAUGCCCUCACGUCCAAAGUCCACAAGACACCACCCAGCAUCGACAAUGUCGCCCAGCUCUUUCAAGACUUCUACCUCAGCGCCUCGAGCCACGUCAACACGCACAUCUCCGCUCUGGCCACGCGUCAAAGUCGGGCCAACUCCCCCGCACCACCGUCCAAACUCACCCCGGCGGGCCGACUGAGAGCCAAGGCUGCGUCGAUCGGAAGCAAGGACAAGCCCCAGAACAUACCGAAGCCUGACACGGAACGCCAGAUGAUCACGGCCGAAGAGUUGGCGGAGAAGAAGAAGGCUCGCAAAGCGCUGGAGGCCAAGAGAGCCAUGCUGGAAGAGGCUGUGGAGAGAAGGUUGUGCGAAGGCCUCUACAAUCGCAUCUACCGCCACCGAAGCACGCAAGACCAGGCGCAGGACGACAAACUCCGGUCCAAGACGGCAGCCCUCGCGCUCGUCGGUAUUGGCCCUGCAGACCUGGGCAUCGACCUCGGAGAGGACACGACAGCAACACCGGCCGCGGCCGUGCAGAGGGCUGACGAGAUCAGGGGCUGGCUGGAGCAAGCCCGGACAGAUCUCAUCCGCAUGCACGAGAAGCGCUACCCGCUCGGCAAGCUCAACCACUUGAAAGCCGCUCACAAGAGCAUCGUCGACACGUUGGCGCAUUUCCAUCCGUCAGCAUCGGCCGACGAGAUCAUGCCCAUGCUCAUCUUCACCCUCAUCACGCUGCCUCCCGAACAUCUGAAUGUCAUUAGCGACGUCAAUUUCAUUCAGAACUUCCGAUGGGAACCCAAACUGACGGGCGAAGCCGCAUACUGCCUGACCAACCUCGAGGCGGCCAUCAGCUUCCUCGAGACGGUCGACUUGUCCACCCUGCGCGCCGACGAACUGCCCCAGGGACCGCCCAAGGAUGGCAUGCCAGGCAUCUCCAGGGCAGAUACCUUCCCGCCCGCCUUUCCGCCAGGCCUGACGAUCACCGCGGAUGGCGCUGCCGAGGGGACUGUCGAGACGGAUACGAGCAACGCCGCCGCGCUCAGGCCACCUCCCUCCCCUCCUGCGUCAUCCGGACUCCGCGCAGUCGUUCAGGCGCGGAACAGGCGACUUAGUGAGCUCGUCAACACGCCUGCUCAGGCUUUCGGUGCAGCCAGUGAUGCCGUCUUCAAAAGCGCCGACCAGGGGCUGAACAACAUUACCAACAGUCUGGGCGACAGCUACAAGUUUCUUCUUGGUAAGCUGCGCGAGACCCAGGGGGCGCCCACGGCAACAGGCGAGGCACUCGUGGUCCCGAGAACACUCGACGACGCCCGCAAGCUCGUCAGCACGCCGCCGCCCGACGAAGACGGCUCGGUGAGCGGUGCCAGCUCCGUCCACGGCGCUGACGAGCGCGAAACCGCCCACAAGCCACCCCCCUCCGACGACAAGGUGAUGAGCCUGAUCGGGGGCAAAAAGGCCGCCGCGCGGGACCACAGCGCCGACAGCUCGCGCAGUGCCAGCAGCUCCAAGAAGGUGCUCUUCGCGCAAGAGAAGCACGCAGCCGCUCCGUCACCCUUGCCGACGUCGUCUGCGAACCCACUUGAAAACGCCGUCCGCAACUUUGGCAAUUCGUUCAACCCGAUGGCCAAGCUCUCGAGCAUGGGCGUCAUGCGCGGAUUCGGCCGCGUCGCGUCGUCGCCCGUAGCGCCUACGUUGAAGGACCCGCAGACCAAGCCUGCCGAGGGCGGCGACCUCAGUGCCGCCUUCCCCGACAUUGCGCCUGCUCUCCCGCCCAAGCAGGUGUCCAAGGUGAAGCCGCCCAACAAACGCUUCAUGGAGCUGCAGAAUCCGGGCGACCUCAAGCUCGGCGAGGUCCUGGAGCUCCUUCGCGACUACAGGCGGCUCGCGGACGCGCUGAAAGAGCGCGACGCGUUCGACGGCGCAAAGUAG